Molecule: messenger RNA, 462 nt
Organism: Trichomonas vaginalis G3
Lineage: Eukaryota; Parabasalia; Trichomonadida; Trichomonadidae
Product: RNA polymerase II transcription regulator recruiting protein
Exons: 1
Coding region: 1-462 (153 amino acids)
Biological process (GO): regulation of DNA-templated transcription
Cellular component (GO): nucleus
Molecular function (GO): RNA polymerase II cis-regulatory region sequence-specific DNA binding; DNA-binding transcription factor activity, RNA polymerase II-specific
Source: RefSeq, a predicted model, not a curated record
AUGCAGAAGGAUGGAUUUUCCAUUCCAUCCAUCAGUACUUUAUUCCAGUACCUCCCAUCUGACCAGAUCAUUAAGAUACCAUCAGUCAACACAGAAUUCAAAAAAGAACCACCAAAAAAGCUCAAGUUUGGUUACGAAGAAGAUUUACUUUUGUACAAAAUUGUGAUAUCUAGAAGCUGCAAGAACUGGAACGAAGUUGCUGCCCAAAUGGGAACUAGAAAUGCAAGACAAUGUCGUGAAAGAUGGAAUAAUUACUUAAAUCCAUUCUUAAGAAAUGACCCUUGGUCCCCUCAAGAGGAUGAGUUGCUUAUCUCUAAAUAUAAACAGUUUGGACCCAAAUGGCGAAAAAUUGCUCAAUUUUUUGUCAAUAGAUCUGAUAACUCUUUAAGAAAUCGCUAUUUCGUGCUCGAAAGGAAGCUAAAUAGGAACCCUAGUGAAUCAUCAACUGUGUCUGAUGAAUAA